Molecule: messenger RNA, 2672 nt
Organism: Synchiropus splendidus (mandarinfish)
Lineage: Eukaryota; Metazoa; Chordata; Actinopteri; Syngnathiformes; Callionymidae
Gene: klhl13
Product: kelch-like family member 13
Exons: 8
Coding region: 187-2217 (676 amino acids)
Biological process (GO): protein ubiquitination; regulation of cytokinesis
Cellular component (GO): Cul3-RING ubiquitin ligase complex
Molecular function (GO): cullin family protein binding; ubiquitin-protein transferase activity
Source: RefSeq, a predicted model, not a curated record
CUGCUGCUGCUGCUGCUAGAAUCGAAGGCUGGACCCCCGCCGGCCCGCUCCGGUGCUGCCGUCGCCGCCGCUCUCCUCCCCGUCGCUGGUGUGGGCAGAGUGGGAUGGAAGAGGGAGUCUGGGAUCUUUACAGGGAAAUGCUUUUUGCUGCUGGAUCUCCUCCGGCACCAUUCUGGUGACAACAACAUGCCGUUAAAAUGGAAGAGCGGUUCUCCUGUCAGCUGGAAAUUCCCGGUGCCAGUUCUUAAGACGUCCAGGUCCUCACCGCUCUCGCCCGCUUACAUCUACCAGCACUCUUUUGUGGUGUGGACAUCCCACUCUACUUGUCCGACCUACCAGCAGACCGGAUCUCUGGUGGAGGACGACGACGCUCACAUGAAAGUGGCUCUGGGCUACGGUGACAUGGGCAUCUCUGCCCACCUGCAGGCCUCCAAGACUGGAAACACUCGCUUCUUCACCAGCAACACGCACAGCUCUGUGGUUCUUCAGGGAUUCGACCAGCUGAGGAUAGAAGGUUUACUUUGCGACGUCACGCUGGUGGCUGGAGACGGAGACGAAGCGUUCCCGGUCCAUCGGGCGAUGAUGGCGUCGUCCUCCGACUACUUCAAAGCAAUGUUCACAGGUGGAAUGAAGGAGCAGGACCUGAUGUGCAUCAAACUUCACGGCGUGAACAGAAUCGGCCUGAAGAAGAUCAUCGACUUCAUCUACACUGCAAAGCUCUCGCUCAACAUGGAGAACCUGCAGGACACAUUGGAGGCUGCCAGUUUUCUGCAGAUCCUGCCUGUCCUGGACUUCUGCAAAGUCUUUCUCAUAUCAGGGGUGUCUCUGGACAACUGCGUGGAGGUGGGGCGCAUCGCUAACACGUACAACCUGACGGAGGUGGACAAGUACGUCAACAACUUCAUCCUGAAGAACUUCCCGUCGCUGCUGGGCACCGGAGAGUUCGUCAAGCUGCCGUUCGAGCGGCUGGCCUUCGUUCUGUCCAGCAACAGCUUGAAACACUGCACUGAGUUGGACUUGUUCAAGUCGGCGUGCCGCUGGCUGCGAUAUGAGGACGGCCGAAUGGACUACGCAUCCAAGCUGAUGAAGAACAUCCGCUUCCCUCUCAUGAACCCUCAGGAGCUCAUCAACCACGUGCAGACAGUAGACUUCAUGCGCACGGACAACACCUGCGUCAACCUGCUCCUGGAGGCCAGCAACUACCAAAUGAUGCCGUACAUGCAGCCGGUCAUGCAGUCGGAACGGACAGCAAUCCGCUCGGACAAUGCCCACCUGGUGACACUGGGUGGCGUCCUACGCCAGCAGCUGGUGGUGAGCAAAGAGUUGCGUCUGUUCGACGAGAAGGCUCACGAGUGGAAGGCGCUGGCGCCCAUGGACGCGCCGCGGUACCAGCAUGGGAUCGCUGUCAUCGGGAACUUCCUGUACGUUGUUGGAGGCCAAAGCAACUACGACACCAAAGGAAAGACGGCGGUGGACACGGUGUUCCGCUACGACCCGCGCUACAACAAAUGGAUCCAGGUGGCGUGCCUUAAUGAGAAGCGGACCUUCUUCCACCUCAGUGCGCUCAAAGGUCACCUGUACGCCGUGGGAGGACGCAACGCCGCCGGAGAGCUGGCGACCGUGGAGUGCUACAACCCGAGGACGAACGAGUGGACGUACGUGGCCAAAAUGAACGAGCCGCACUACGGCCACGCGGGGACGGUCUACGGAGGCUACAUGUACAUCUCGGGAGGAAUCACUCAUGACACGUUCCAGAAGGAGCUGAUGUGUUUCGACCCGGACGCAGACAAGUGGACUCAGAAGGCGCCGAUGACGACGGUGCGCGGCCUCCACUGCAUGUGUACGGUGGGAGACCGGCUGUACGUGAUCGGGGGAAACCACUUCAGAGGCACGAGCGACUACGACGACGUGCUGAGCUGCGAGUACUACUCCCCCGCCCUGGACUUGUGGACUCCCAUCGCCGCCAUGUUGCGCGGCCAGAGCGACGUGGGCGUGGCCGUGUUCGAGAACAAGAUCUACGUGGUGGGGGGCUACUCCUGGAACAAUCGCUGCAUGGUGGAGAUCGUGCAGAAGUACGACCCCGAGAAGGACGAGUGGCACAAAGUCUUUGACUUACCCGAGUCGCUAGGCGGGAUCCGGGCCUGCACGCUCACAGUUUUCCCCCCGGAGGACCUUUCGGGCUCCCCGUCCAGAGAAUCGCCACUGUCGGCGCCUUGAUGACCAGAGAGGGGGAGCUCGCCGACCCCUCCCCCACCCUCGUCCUCUCACACAACCCACCUACAGACGUUUGCACUUCCUCAUCCAGCUCCAUCUGAACGACUCUAGUUCCUGCGCUGAGGCUCUGCCGCACCCUCCCCAAACGACCAGGUCCAGUUUACUGGCAGCGACUGGAUCCAGGUCGUGGGUCGGCAGGUCGCUCCCAGUUUCUGGCAGGACGUUCCUCGACUUGAAAAGUGACUUUGCAAAUCAACUUUUCUACCUGAUGUCUGGACUCUUCUUGUCCCCCGAGACGAGCAGUCGACUGUGGUGAACCCGGAGUAGAGCCGGGCUGGUUUCUAACUCAGGGCCCCGGCCCCGUCUGACAGCUUCACUCUUUCCUGCCGUCGCUCCGAAACUGUUGACGGCGUUUUCUAAAUUUAAUAAACCUUUUCAAAGUACAGCGCGUGGUGUCC